Molecule: messenger RNA, 1586 nt
Organism: Cynara cardunculus var. scolymus (artichoke)
Lineage: Eukaryota; Viridiplantae; Streptophyta; Magnoliopsida; Asterales; Asteraceae
Product: UPF0301 protein Plut_0637
Exons: 4
Coding region: 234-1376 (380 amino acids)
Source: RefSeq, a predicted model, not a curated record
UCUCUCUCUCACACACACACACACACACUUGAUCACGUUCCUUUCCCUUUCAUCCUGGUUGCUCUCAUCUCGAACAUCCGCAUUGAUUACCACUGAAUUCCUCAUAUAGUCCACCUUUUAUCAUCUUUUAUGACGACUCCCUCUGACAUUUUCAUGGCUUCUUCAAAAUCAAACUAAAACACUUUUCAAGAUUUCAAUUUCAGGCUGAUAAUUAGUAAGAGAAGAGAAUCUUGAUGGAUCUGUGGGCUGUACAGAUCAAAACUGCAGCUCGGUGCCCUUAUGUAUCGAAGAAUAAUCACUUGUACGAUAAGCCUGUUUCUUCAUGGAAAUCAAGAAAGAUGGUUUCUUUCGAUGUUGGAAAGGCAUUCGAGAUCAGGGUUCCGAGAGGAACUGUUUCUUCCCGUACAUCGUUUGUCGUGCGAGCUAUGGGAAAGAAGAAUUCGCAGAAUAAUUCUGAUUCAUCAUCUCCUUCAGGGGUAGCUUGGUUUGAAUGGGGGGUCAAAGGUAUGCUUUUUGCUUGCAGUCAACUAUGGCGCCUUGCUUGCAACACGAUUGUUGGCAAUGGUGAUCAUUCCAUUCCGGAAGGAGAGGGUCACAAUGGAAAUAAUCCUGCUGAAAGCAAUAAAUCUAGCAAUACAGGUACUCCAAAGUCUCAGAAUAAAGCCACUGACUGGAGAGAGUUUAGAGCAAUUCUCUAUCUGAAUCAGCAGUUAAUGCUUAACAAACAAGAGGAAGGGGUCGUCCAAGAGUCUAAACGUCUCGGGUCAAAAUGGGCUCAUCCCCUUACCUCCCCCGAGACGGGAUGUGUCCUUGUUGCGACAGAAAAGCUCGAUGGGGUUCAAACCUUUGAAAGAUCGGUCGUCUUUCUACUUGGAUCCGGAACCCGACACCCACAAGAAGGUCCAUUUGGCGUAAUCGUAAAUCGCCCCCUUCAUAAAAAGAUAAAAAACAUGAAACCCACAAAUCUCCAUCUGGCAACCACAUUUUCUGAUUGUUUGUUGCAUUUUGGUGGCCCUCUUGAGGCCAGCAUAUUCCUGUUAAGAGCUGGAGGGAAGAAAAACAUUCUCGAUUUUGAAGAAGUCAUUCCGACUUUGUGCUUUGGUUCUCGAAACAGUUUGGACGAAGCUUCGGCUCUAGUGAAAACCGGAGUUCUUAAACCUCAAGACUUCAGAUUUUUCGUCGGGUAUGCUGGCUGGCAACUUGAUCAGCUGAGGGAAGAGAUUGAUGCCGGUUUAUGGCAUGUUGCGGCUUGUAGUUCGAAUUUGAUUUUUGGUGGUACGCAGAAUUCUUCAACCGAGGGUCUGUGGGAAGAGAUUUUGCAGCUUAUGGGCGGUCGUUACUCGGAGCUCAGCCGCAAGCCGAAGCAAGAUCUAUAGUUUCUGUUUGAAGUGAUUUUGAGUUGAAAUAAAAUGACAGAAAGUUGAGGUUAAAGUUGGUGAGUUACCAUCUCAUCAGUCUUUAUAUUUAGUCUCAAAUUGUACAGAAUGGUCAAGGUAGAAUUUUGUUUCUCCUACUUAUAUAUAUAAUAUAUAUGAAUCCUACUCUACAUGGAGUGAUAACUUAUCAUCAUCUUAUGUGACUCAAAU